Molecule: messenger RNA, 3008 nt
Organism: Papaver somniferum (opium poppy)
Lineage: Eukaryota; Viridiplantae; Streptophyta; Magnoliopsida; Ranunculales; Papaveraceae
Product: FACT complex subunit SPT16-like
Exons: 2
Coding region: 343-1668 (441 amino acids)
Biological process (GO): transcription elongation by RNA polymerase II; positive regulation of transcription elongation by RNA polymerase II
Cellular component (GO): FACT complex
Molecular function (GO): nucleosome binding
Source: RefSeq, a predicted model, not a curated record
AUUCUAGGGUUUCCAAUUUUUCAAUAAUCAUGUCUCAAUGUUUUAGAUUCCAUGUUCUUUUCAUUCUAGGGUUUUCAAUUUUUCAAUAAUCAUGGCCAUGUUUGAUCUCAAUUUCAUGUUUCAGAUUCCAUCUUCUUUUCGUUCUAGGGUUUUGAAUUGUUCAAUAAUCCAUGGUUUUCGUUUCAAUUUUCAUGUCUCAAAAUGUUUUAUAAUAUGAAAUACUGUUCUCUUCCUGCAGAGGAGGAGAAGGAGAGGGACUACGAUCUAUAUGAAUUAUUGGGAGAGAACUUCGAAACCUUCCGCAAGCGUUUGAAAUUUUUGAAUCGGUAACGCCCAGACCUCAUGUACCAGGAGAUUUCCAGGUCUAAGAACCAUGACAAGUAUACCAAGGAGUUGAGGAAGCAGCAUCAGGCUAAACUUUCAAGCACAUUACACAGACGCACUUACGAGAGGCUGGGUGUCAAAGAGCGUCUAUACGAUGUUGAGAUGUACAACAAACUCUCCCGAAAAGGACCUGAAACCACCUCAGAUUCACUUGAACUGUUAAAAGGAAAACUCCACCGUGUACGGUUAUCUAAUUUGUCAAUCUAUCCAGCAGUGCUGACAGGAACCGGUAGAGAGAUGAUCGGCACCCUUGAAGCAUAUUUCAACGGUUUCCGUUUUUCACCUUUCCAGAUAGAUAUCAUGUACAGUAAUGUAAAACAUGCUUUCUUUCAAGAUGGAGAAGAAAAUAAAGCUGGAGAUGAGACCAUAUCCCCGCUCUUGCACUUGCACUUGCACUUGCACAACCCAAUCAAGGUGGGGAGCAAUAUGGAAAACAAUAUCCAGUUCCGUAUGGUGCAUACCUCAAGGGGAAUGAAGAGAUCUGCUAAUCGUUCAUGUAAGUUUGAGGAUCUUAAUCAAGUUAUGCGCAACUUUGUCGGCGAAGUUGAUUGUAUUUGGAGACGGUUUCCUUACCUUUCAUGGACAGAUGUACACAGGGUGCACGGAUUCAAGGGGGAACUUCCCCUGAAAGAACCGCGUGUACUUUGCCUGACUGAAUAUUGCCUAGUUGAUCUCGUAAAAGCACCUUUCCUUAUUGUCACACUAGAAGAGGUCGAGAUUGCUAGUUUGGUGCUAGUUAAACCUGAGAUGACGGUGUUUAACAUGACAUUCGUGUUCAAUGACUUCGAGCUCGGUGUGCUUCAGAUAUACUCAAUUCCUGGAAUAAAACUCGAUCGCAUCGAACAGUUGCUUGAUAUCAGACGUGUCAAGUACUACGAGAACGAUAAUCUAGAUUGGGAUACUGCACAGUGGAAGUCCAAGUUGGAGACAAUAAGACUUCACCCAAAGACGUUCAUGGAGGAGGGCGGAUGGGAUAAGUUCAACUCAGAGGAAACUGCUGCUGAUUACUCUGACAGCUCGGCGGCGAGUAUCGAGAAUUACUCCUCAGGGAUGGAUUACGACUCUGACAAGCAAUCAUCUCAUAAAGGUCAGAAGUUGGAGCCACCUGCAGAAUUGAAAGAGCAUAAUACUUACUACGCCAAUGACACACCUGGUCAAGUGUCUAGUUCUGGCCGUAAGAAGAGAGGAAAGAAGAAAAUGCCUUCAACUCAGGAAUACUUACUACACGGACGGCGGGGUGGUCGGCGGGGUGGUGGUGUUGGGAUAGUAAAGAGUAGAGUUUGACAGCGAAGCUGGUGAGUUAAUAUCUUUAUCAACACUAUUACUUAGUUUCUUAAAUUUCUUAAUGUUUUAUAAAAUUGACAGUUUUAUAAAGAGAAGAAUCACCUUAUAGUUAUAUUGGAAGCAUGCUCUUAGUCAUCUUAACAGCUAUGCUGAUAAGAUGGUUGCUUUUGCUAGGUAGGUUGCAGUCUGUAUAAUCAUCCUAGUGACCAGUGUCCACUUUUUUUGUGGCUGAUGUAAGGCUAGGCGAUCUUAAAACAUAUAGUAUGAACUAAGUCUGCCUAAUUAAUUUAAGUUUCUUUUUUCGACAAAAUAGGUUAUAUGUUCAGAGGGCACUUUUUAUCACUUUGCUUGCAGCAUUUAGAAUGGUUUCAGUAAAAUCGUUUUAAGUUUCUCCAUCGACACAGUGUACCCUUGUAGUAAGAUCGUUUUUGUCAAGGUAUUCGUUAAUUGCUAAAUGGAUAUUGUUUCAGUAAAAAGCAAACUCAUACGAAGGUAGUAUACGUGUCUUCCGCUUCUACUUGGUUAUUUUUUUGCUUCUAUGUUAUUUUUCUAUAUAGCAACAAAUGUGUCUGUUGUUUGCAAAGGAUUUUCGUUUCUGAUCGUAGUGUAUUUGUUUUGGUUCACGUUUCACCUACUAAUAGUUUUCUGAAGCCAAAACUUAUGUUUUGUAAUUAGUGAUAUUUGUGUCUGUAUGGAAAUGCAUUUUAAGGAUAUUAGAUGAUGGAAUUAUUUGGAUGCCUGAGCUCGAUGUCAGAAUGCAGGAGUUCCGCCACGUCUAUUCCAUGUAACCCUUUAGAACUGAAAGAAUCCAAUUUGGAUUUUAACCUUGUGUUAUGAGGAUCAGAUAACUAACUGAGUGAUAAUGAAUCAGAAGAAGGAGAUGAAAACCAACUGGCAUUACUCCUAUUGGCCAGGGGUUGGGCUCCCAAUUUAUAAGUUGCGGGUUCAAUUCCUCAAUGUUUGAAGUUGAUUAAUUCCUUAAUGUUUGAAGUUGAUUAAUUGAUAUUGAUUCACCGGUAAACUCUCUGCUAAUCACUACUUCCGUAUUCCACCAUGCAGGUCUUGUUCAUUGGGUCACUUUAAACAGUUAAAAAUACAAAAUUACCUAAUAGUGCAAUCUCAGAUGUGGGAUAAAAAUGCAGCAGCACAUAUGAACCAAAGUUUAUUAUGAUCGUUUUAUUUAUUUUUUGGAUUUGUGAAUCAGAAAUUGAUUCGUAAUAAAAUAUGUACAAAUAGAUAAUGUCAUCAUAAAAAUACACAACCAAGAGACCACCAUGCCUCUCAAAACCUAAUUUAGGUGCAGGACUAGGACAACGUCAAGUCUUGGCCAUAACCCUGCU